AACAUCUACUGCUGGAUUUCACCAGGAUCCCCCAGAUCAUCUUACACCGGAUAGGUAGAUUAUUGAACAUGGCAGAGGCUAGUUAUGAUGAAUAUGAAGAAAACCAAAUGAAUUUACGAGCUGCACUGGCGUCGUUAGGCCCAUCACUAGGGGUAGGAUGCCCAUAUCUUCCUCCCAGGCACCUACUAGAUCCUGCAGAGGGGCCAAGCAGUGCACCUUCGGGUUGGAGCAAACCUAUGAUGACACCCAGCAGGCAGCCUGAUGAUCAACCACCAUUACCUACUGGGAAGCCACUGUCCAUCUCGUCAUCACCGGGGAACCUCAGUAUCGAUUUCGGCCCAACCAGCACCCCUGCCAGUCCUGAGAAUUCCGAGGAUCGACGACCACCGUCACCCCACCAAUAUAAUUAUCCGCCACCACCCAUUCCAGGCGUACUGGCUAUGUUCAUGGUCAUAGCAGAUGACAUAAAGCUUGAUCUUGCCGAAGCUCAUCAUGUUGCAAAGUUCUUGGCUCAUCCGCUGGAGUCCUAUGAUACCAACGCUGACCUUAAGCCUCAAAUCACCUCUAUGACCACAGCAGUUUAUGCCCAAUUCAUGAAGGGUCUGGCGCACCCCGAGCCACGUCGGUCCUUUGAACGGAUGCGCCGCACCCUGUACAAACGCAAAGUAAAGGCUGGGAAUUGGCAGCUGACCCGAGACAAUCUGGAACUGAGGCAGCAAAUUCGGGAUGCACAGCAGACCAUUAUCAACCUACAAGAGCAGGUGGUGCAACUUCGAGAUGCACAGCAGACCAUUAUCGACCUACAAGAGCAGGUGAUGCAGCUGACCUCUGAUCUGCAGCAUAUGGCUCCCUAUACCCAGGGGGGCCCGAACGGAGGGCAGAAUUAUGGAUAGAAUUAUGGAGGCUAUUAUUAUUAUUAAUAUAUCAACUUCAACGCCAUAACUGGAUAUAAGGACAAUGCUGAUUAUUGAUGAUUAUGCAUACCUAUGUUAAACAUAUUGGUAGGAUUGUAUACUUUAUGUGACAGUACAAUUACUGUGCAGGAGAGUGCCACAUGGUUACUCCUAUGUUGGUUGUAAUGACGGUCCUUUGACCA
This is a messenger RNA of Cyprinodon tularosa, 1096 nucleotides long. RefSeq lists its product as uncharacterized. Bases 69 to 893 code for a protein of 274 amino acids. Lineage: Eukaryota; Metazoa; Chordata; Actinopteri; Cyprinodontiformes; Cyprinodontidae. The record is from RefSeq and is a predicted model, not a curated record. The transcript is spliced from 2 exons.